CGCCCCUUGUCGAUGGUCAGUUACUAUCGAAUACAAACCGUUCCAUGACAGGAUCUGAUCGGGAAGAAUCAUCUCGAAGAGUGCAGCUGGACAGGGUGAGAAAGGUGAAAGAAGCCGGGGAGAGAUUACCGGAGAUUCACUAGAAGGGCGAGCUGGGUUAAUGCGCGGGAGUACCGGUCUGCUGCUGAGUGUACUGGUUCUGGUAGUAUUGCGCGUAGCUGGCUGCAUAGUCCUGCGACUGCUGGUAGUAUCCGGUCCCUUGGCCGUAGCCGGCUUGGCCGCUCCAUUGCUGAGGCGCAGUACCGCUGUACCCGUUACUAUAACCGCCGUAUGGCGUUUGAGGUGGGCGAUAGCCGCCGCUGCUCUGCUGGGGAACCACGUUGCUGCUCUGCCAGACUUCCGGACGGCGCCAUGGAGGGAUGUUCGAACCACCCGCGGUAAUGUCGUGUCCUGCCGACCCAGCCCAUGGCGUCGCUCCACUACCCCCACCUGGACCUUUACCAGUCUCCCCAAGCUCCGCCAUCAAGCUGGCAUAUUCGGAGUCGAACCCGCCCUUCAUAACAGGAGGAGGAGCGCUAAGGAUGGCGUUAGGAUCCCUGUUAACAGUGCAAUCCCGGGCCAUGUGACCAGCACUUCCGCAGACACGACAGAUGAUAUUGGCUGUGAAGUUACGUUGCUCCGGACAGUCGUACUUCCGGUGACCGACACCGCCGCAAUUCUGGCAGAUCUGGUUCUCGUCAUCGCGCAACGUUCCGUUUAGGGCAGCUAGUUCGCGGAGUUGGUUACGUUUGUGAUCAUUU
Molecule: messenger RNA, 800 nt
Organism: Laetiporus sulphureus 93-53
Lineage: Eukaryota; Fungi; Basidiomycota; Agaricomycetes; Polyporales; Laetiporaceae
Exons: 2
Coding region: 161-760 (199 amino acids)
Source: RefSeq, a predicted model, not a curated record